AGUUUGGUAUAUGAAGUUUCGUAUGGACAUGAUGAAGACUGGCAGACUGCACAGGGCAAGGAUAAUUGGGACACACCUUUAUUCAUUUGUUUGUAUAUAUAUAUUUAUAUAUAGCAGCUAAUAUAUUGAUGGAUACAUACAAGAAUUUUUGCAUUAUUGCUUUAAGCAGGGAAUGACAAUCUGGAAAAAAGGUUGAUGUGCUGAUGAGUGAUGAUGAGUGGAUGGAAUUUGGUUUAAGCAUCUAGGUAGGGAUAUAAGGAAAGCCAAGAUACAAAAUUUUAGAAAAAUGCACAAAUAUAAUUAAAAGAGAAACGAAAUGGAAAACAGGAAAUGGCGGGGAUCAGUUGGGGGCAUAGUUGAGGCCCCCAUGGAAGAGGUCUGGAAAAUGGUGUCAAAAAGCAGCAAGCUUUGUGAAUGGAUGCCAAUGGUGGAAAAGUGCACAGAUUUGGCCGGAGAAGAAGGCGUUCCAGGCCACACCCGCCUAGUCUCGGGGUUCAUGUUCCCACAGGAGAAUGGAGACCGGUCAUGGAUCAAGGAGAGACUGGUUUUCAUGGACGCUGCGUCGCAUAGUUACUCUUACAGAAUGGAGGCAAGCAAUGUGGGACUUGAUGGAUCUGUGAAUUCACUGAAAUUGUUGGAAUAUGAUGAGGGUUCCACUCUGGUUGACUGGAGAUUUGAGAUGGAUCCUCUUGAAGGCUCCUCUGAGGACACAAUCAUGGAUUUCUUGGGAUUUCUUUACAAGUCUUGCAUUCAUAGGAUCAAAGCUGCUAUAGAGCUUUCCCAGCUGGGAAAGUCCUCCCAGGAAAUUCAAGAUUUUGAUUGACUGAUAGAUAUCCAAGCAUAUUGUCAAAAAAUUGUUUAAAGACCUAUAUUCAUGAUACACACACACAUAUAUAUAAUAUACAAGGCUUCUGUUUUCCAUUCCCAAUCAUUGUUUUUACUGCAUGAUGAUGUUCUAAGCUAAAAAUGCUACAGUGACUAAUAGUUGGUUUGAACGAUCACCUUAAAGUCUCUAACUGAAAAUCGAAUCUGAGGGAUUAUUGAGAGACCUUGACUAAUAAAAGGAGAUGAAGACCCCUCAUUGUGGAGAUUCGAAUUCCACUAGAAACUUGAGGGUCAUUGGAGGUCUUGAGCGAUCAGAGGUGUCCAGUUUGGGAUUCGAAUUCCUCGAAAACUUUGGGGUCAUUGUGAGACCUUGCUCGAUCAUAGGAGAUGAAGACCCCAGUGUGGGGAUUUGAAUCUUACUGAGAACCUGAAGGAUUAUUGGAAGACCUUAACCGAUUAGAAAAGAUAAGACUUGAAGAAAAUGUUGUAGCUGCCCAGUUCUUGAUUUCUGAGGAAAGUUGUGCAGGAGCUAUGUUAAAUUUUGCUGUUUAUAUAAGGUUAUUUUGAUGGAUAAAGCUUGUGCAGAAAGCAGUCAGAAAAUUCCUACUGUGGUUUUAAAAUCAUUGUAAUAAAUUCAAAGAAACAAUAUAUCUCCAAUCAGAAGUGGACACCUUUUUGCUGUCAG
Molecule: messenger RNA, 1510 nt
Organism: Ipomoea nil (Japanese morning glory)
Lineage: Eukaryota; Viridiplantae; Streptophyta; Magnoliopsida; Solanales; Convolvulaceae
Exons: 2
Coding region: 317-823 (168 amino acids)
Source: RefSeq, a predicted model, not a curated record